AUGAAGAUCCAGAUACCGAAGGAUGACAAUUAUAUACUCAUGCUAGAUAAGAUCAGUGAGGAGGAGAAAUUUUUCAUCCACGUUCUGUCAACAUGUGAUGAGAAGAAUCUGAUUGACCACCUCUUUCCCUUUGUGGACUGGGUGUGGCUGAAGUCCGAUUUGAUAGCUUGGGCGCCUGUGUUGAAUCGGUUCGACGACCUCCUGCAUAGCUACAUCCUGCAUAAUAAGUUGAGUGGGGAGGAGACCAGCAUCGGAAGAGGUGGUGGAGGCGUGGAGGUCGGAGCGGAUGGUGAUGCGCAGCCGGGGAGUGCGCCCAUGCAGGUGGAAAAAAGUAGCGAGAAGGGCGGCAAAAAUGACAGUGAGAGGACGAGCGAAAAAAACCAUGAACCGCUGAACGCAGCAAACCAUGAACAGCUGAGCGAACCCCCCAGAGAGUCGUUCAUCCCGUCCGAUCUGCUAGUCGAGCAAAUGCUCAGGUUCACGUUCCUCAUCCUGGAGAACUGCCUAAGCAAAUCCAAGUACAACUCGCUGGACCAUUUGCUCGUGCUGCUCUGGAGCUUCAACCCGAAGAUAUCGAUCCUGUCGGCCCAAAUCUUAAACAUAUACUACCUGUUUAUAAAGAAGACGAAGAAAAAUGAAAGCAAGAUAAGUCUAAUUGUAAAUAUCCUCUCAUCACUAAUUAACAUCCCUGUGCCGAGUUUUUUACACCCAUAUAUAGACAACGACAUAGGACGGAUAAACGACAACAACUACAUUUCUGGCCUAGUGCUGUACUAUCUGCACGACUCAACAGAUAAGCGUUACAUGCAGAACGUGUACAGCAAAAUUGAUAAUAAGUAUCUCCUAGACCUAAUCGAUUAUCACCUAAACCUGGAUAAUGUCACAAUUAACGUCGAAGAUCACGAGAUCCCCUUCACGUCAGUCCUCCCGAAGGAGGUAAAGUAUAAUCAGGCGAAGGAAGCCCUACAAAAGGCAUACGACGCCAUCGUCAAUAAGUACCAAAUGGACGAAAAGAAAACUUUCGACCUAAGACACAAGUUAAGAAUCUACAUGGGAUUAAUAUGUCCCAAGUACAGAAAAAAAUUAUUCAAUUUGAGGUACUUAAUCAUAUCAGGUUCUUUGUCUAUUAACUCCAUCUUGUAUCCCCAGAUCAUUCCAAGCAGCACGAUAUUUUUACAGGAAAUAUUGUACCUACUAAAAUAUCACAAGUUUAUUCAUUUUAACACGCUGCACAUAAUCUUUGACUUGCUGACGACGGCGAUAGAAUCCCAUCUUCACUACAAAGUUGUGUCGGACAUUUUGGGUCUACGAUUACACAGUGGUUUAUUUAUUAGCAUUUUUAAGUACUACUUGAAUUAUUUUCUGUCCACUUACACAGUGCAGAAGGAUAUCUGCCCUCUGCACAUUAUGAACGAGAGCCCAGUGGAAAUGUACAGCACCAAUGAUAUCAACACUUUAUACGUUAAAAAAAUUCAGGAGGAGAAGGCGAUAAGCAUGUCUUCCCCCCCGCUGCAGGGCGGGACGGUGCCCACUCCCGCUAACGGUAACAGUAGCGGUAACGUUAUCGCGGAGGCCAGUAUUUACAGCUCCCUGAGUGAGCUCCUGCCGAACGAAGGUGUGGAGCGGCCACCCAGGCAACAGCACAGUCACCCCGAAGGGAGUGGUGCUCCCUCACAUGAGGAGGCAGCGACCCAUUUUGCAAGUGAUCAUCACGACGCCACCCAUACAGGGGGAGCAAUUUGUCUACCCGCUGCGCAAACCUCCAACCAGUUAAGCACCACGAACGACAAUUCGAUAUUCAAUGCGGAUGCGUUCCGAGGAGAGGAUAACCUCGGAAGGAUUGACUAUAGUGACCCAGCAGGAGUGAUCGGGACCAUGUCCCCCUUUGUGAACAAUCCCCCCAUGAGUGGGACCAUAAAUGCGGUACAAAAUCUGAACAUCUUUGACUAUUUGAGCAACGAAGGCGCUACGAAUAAUGAAGUGAAUUCCACCCACGUUAGAGAUCCACCCAGCGUGAGGAACUUGAAUCUGUUCGAUUUCAUGAACAACGCGGACGAAGUUGACCUGAUGGGUGGUGCCACCACGGAUAACAGGCUAAGCAACCAACCGAGGGAUCGAAACCGACUCAAGGAAGAGACGCAGUACGAAAAUUACAUAAGUGAAGACGUAAUAGUGAGCAAUAUAAAAAAUUGCAAGAAAAAUGCCGAAAGUGAAUUCAUAAAAAUUCCCAAAAAAAUGUUUAAGGAUUUUAAAAAGAAGAAAAAGGAGGUAUGCAUGAUGCUACAGUUAUUGACCCUCUACCAUACGUGCAUUAUGGAACCGUGCCCAAUUCUCACCAUAGCUCAGCAGAAUACGCUAAAAUUUUUCCCCCUAUAUCUGCAAGACAGCUACACAAGCAACUUACCCAUUGUUCAAUUGUUACUCAGAAUUAUGGAGACCCUGUUGGACUUUACGCCCAACUUUUAUUUCACCGCGAAGAACGAGGAGGAGCUGUACAAAAUAUUACUGUCUCGUUUUCAAUACGAAAUAUUUAUGAUGUCCGACAGUUUUUACCACCUGAAUCGGGAGCACUUUCUGAGGUUUUAUUUCGAGCCGUUCGACUACCGCGGGUACGAUCGCACCUUUGUGGAGAGCGAGGAGGAGGCCCGCCGCUACUCGGGCGGAGCGGCGACAGAUGUGGAAGAGGCGGAAGAAGUGGGAAAGCCGGAAGAGCCGGACGGAAAGGUGAACGCAGAAAUAAUCAGCGCCAACUCUGUUGUUGCUUCCUCCCAUCCCGCCGCUCCUUCCGCUCCUUUCGCUGCUUGUUCUGCCUCCCUCCAGAACAGCCUCUUCUCCCGGCGCAAUGCGAAGCUGGUGAAGCUGCUCCAGACGUACGACAUAAACGAGAGCGCCACGGAAGAGACCCUGCUGAACAGGUUCACCUUCUGGUGGAAGCGCCACAUAUAUGAAGAGCGGGUGAAGAUCAUAAAGAUGAUUAUAAAGGCGCUGAACCUCGCGUUGAAGGGCUACUCCCCAACGGACACACUGCUGGACAUAUUUACAAAUAAUUACAUCUCUGUGAAAAUUAUUAAGUACAUUUUGAAGUAUCCACACAAGUUUGGCCUCUGCCUGUACGGCUACAUACUAGGCUUCAUAUAUGAACACAUAUAUGAAGACCCCACGAUUUUGUCUACUCUGUUGAAGGAGGGCCUCCUGAACAUCUUACUAAACAGCAUAGCAGAGGAUAACUUGAAAGACGAAACGGUGUUGAUAUAUGUCCCGUCGCUCCUCUCCCUAAUGUUUAUUCACAGCAUUGGAAAGUCAGCCAUGAGGAAGUUGAAUUACUCUCCCAUAUAUAACCUUUUCCACUAUGUGAUCAAAAUAGAUUAUUUUUUUUUCGACCGAUUUGGAGACAUAGCUGUUUCGAUAGGAAACAUCAUCAAUGAGCUGGAGAACUACGGCUUCGUCAUGAGAGACUUCCUUUCCUUUCACGUCAAGUUAUUGAAGAAGUUAUAUCUAGAGGGGUUAAACUUAGGGUAUUGGCGAUGUUUGGAUUAUGAUUACGUACAGAAGUAUGUAGAGGGGUCAGUAAAGCAGUUGCACCACGUGCAACUGAAGGAUCUAAACAUAGAUCGGUACAAACCCAGAAGGGACAAUUUCUUCUUGGACCGAUUAUCCAUCCUGUGUCGAUGUAUCCUAUCCUAUAUGAAGACCUCCUGGAUUAAAUCCUUUUUAAAGUUAAACGGUCUCAAGUUCUUAAUGGCCUGCACGAAUCUGAUAAGCCUACCUCCCAACUACAUUCACAUUUUCGAGUAUCACUCGAUUUACACCUUUGUGAUGAAGAUAUAUUUGUAUGCCUCCUUCAAGAAUGUGUACAAUGAGUUCCUUUAUCCCCUGUACAACUACAGCAACUUCGUUUCGUAUGUUCAGUACGUGAGUUUACUGCUGUCCGGUUCUUUCUACUUCGACCUGGGGGAAAACAUCGUGGUGGUGAAGCGGUCCGCUCUUCGCGUGGGGGAAAUGGGACAAACGAGUGGAACGAGCAAUGUGUUUGGAUCGGUUGGAGCGGCCGCGAAACCCCUCCAACACGGAAGCAAGUACCUGAGGAACGACUUCUUCGCUGGGCCUUUCAUUGACCGUAACCAGCUGCUCCUCUGCAACAUCACACAGCUCUUCAACAUUUUGUACUUCCUCAUCUCGGCCUACACGGAUGCGAAGGGACUCUACAGCAACGAGGAGAAGCUAUACGACCUGUCCGAAUUGUCAAAUCGGAAAAUUUUGGAAAUAUUUUCAGACGUCCUCGUAACGAUAGAGAGUGUGUUCGAUUUUUACUUUACUCUAUAUUUUUACCAGACGAAUGACUCAAACCAGAACAUGUUUCUGCACCUGAAGGAUAAGGUGUGCAUCCAUGAACACAUCAAGAGAACCCUUCGAAACAGCCAAAAUAAAUCAGAUUAUCUCCUGUACAAUUUGUUCGGAUCAAGUCGCUCCCUCUUCUGUUAUUCGAUUAAUAACAACCUGUAUGUAUUGAACAAAGAUCAGGAGAAAACAUAUAUCAUUUGUGACCACGAUAAUGUAGAUGAUUACAAAAUGACGGAUCACCUCACUGGAUUAGAUAAUGAAGACAGGGUGUAUAAGGCCAUUUACAGAUAUACCUUUUCGCAGGUCCUCAUUGAAUUUAACACCUUCGUGCACAAAAGUAUGAAAAUGCCAUCAGACAUUGUAGCUUUUAAAAAUAAAGAGAAGUCGAAAUUUCAAAAAUACUUUUCCAGUUCGGAGGACACCAUUGUCGGGGUUCAAACCGAUAGGAAGAAAAGCGAUUCGAACUUGGAACACAGUCCAGAUGGUAGCGACGCGGGGGUGAUAACCCACCUUCUUUGUAAUAAUCCAACGACUCAUUGCAACACAGGGAAGGAGACUCGUCUCUCGAGCGGUAACCCCCUUGAGACUGAUUCCCCAGGUGUCCAAAAGAGCCUCUUCAACGCGCAGAGUAUUGCAAACAUGUACGCCGCAUAUCGCACCGACCGUUCUAUGGAAUAUCACUAUGCCGAGAAAAACCAACAGAAAGGAGUAAAGAACGACCUCAGCAUUGGGGACAACGACAGUGACUCCCCUAAGAGCCAAUACAACGACUACUACAUAGAGGACAAGAACAUCCACAUGCACACACGCCUCGCGUAUGAUUCGAAAUACGUCCUGUGCGAAAGCCUCAGAUCGCUGCUAGUGGUAAUUAAGAAGUUUUUCAUCAUGAUUAAUCUAGCAUGCCAUACGAGGCAGUUAAAAUUGAAGCCCACCCCCAACUAUAUCUUUUACAAUGUAAUCCAGCAGAAACACAUUCUGUGCAUCAUUCGAUGUUUAACUAAGUGCAUGAUGAAUGUGCCGGUGGUCAGCAAGCCCAUUCAGGAGAAUCCCUACCUCGCGGGGGGAGCAGCGAGGAGCGUGUACAGCGUUCUGUCUGACCACAUAACGGCGGAGAAGAUCACCUAUUUGAGCGAGCCCAGUGAGGAGAAGAAGCCACUGUCAGGAGGAUUAGCAGCAUUAGCGGCAUCAGCAGUAUCAGCACCAUCAGCAGCAACAGCCUCAUUCGUGACGAUGAAUGGCGGUGCGAACAGUUUCUACUGCUGCAACUGCGGCGGUGGUAGCGUCAACCGGGACUCAGUCGCGCGAAGUGCCUACAAGAACGGAGCGAAGAAAUGGCCCAAGGUUGGAACGAGGAUGGACAAUCUUUCAUGUGAAAGCAUCGCGGAAGGAAUUCCCUCCAAGGAGCACUUACCCCCCUGUAGUAGCGCCAAUUGUGCAGCGCAAAAAAGGGACUCACAGGAGAAGAAGAUUAACCUGUAUGACUAUGCGUAUACCUCGUUCACCAGCCACCAUGUACAGAAAAUAGAAAAUUACUAUCCCGAGCCGUUUUACAUGGGGGAAAUUAUGUGCAAACGAUACAACUUUAACUUUUCCCUGAUCGACGUGGUACCGAAUAAGAACCUUCACCAUAAUGAUCAGGCUGGGCCAGCGGAAAAGGGAAGUGGAAGUAAAAGUGCGAGUGCAACUCGAGAUGCGUUUCCAGAUGUAUCUUCCACUGUGCAGGGUGGAAAUGUGGCCCCGCCCCCCUGCCGAAGCCACCCCGAAAAGGAGGAAUCGCACAACAGGAGAACCCCCCAGGGAAACUUCCCCAGUUACGAUUUGAGCAAGUAUAACAAGUCGUACAUUUGCACCAGCGUUCGGGAGGCGGACGGGACCUAUCGCGUGGUUCGCCACAACGGUAGCUUCAAUUUUGUGAAAUUCGCAGAGGACAGCGCGAAGGAGCCGAGAGGAGCAAGCCAGACGAAUCGCGAAACGGGUCACCAAACGGGUCACCAGACCAGUGACGAAAGGAGCCACCAAACGAGUUACCAAACGAGUCGCGAAAGGAGCCACCAAACGAAUGUGCAGAACAACCUACGUACCAGUAACGCCUCCUCACGCGAGAGGAGAAGAGUGAAGGAUAUUCCCAAGGAAAAGAAACUCUCCCCAGUGAAAAUCAGCAUAGAACAUUACAGCCCGAUGCAAACAGUGAAGUACAUCGCAGAGAUCAUCAACAUCCUGCACAAACUACUGUCGGAUAACAAGCUGGAAUUUAUUAGCUACUUCUAUUUCCUUGACUUGCUAUACAAAGUGGGAACGUUUGACUUCAUUUUCAACAUGUUUAAUUAUGUGAUGAGCGUGUAUAUAUCUCUACUCGCAUUAUACUACAAAAAGAAGAAGGAGAUGAAGGAGGUGAAGGAAGUGAAGAAGAACAAACAAAACGUGAAGACCAAUUUUGUUACUUAUAUUCCAAUUCACAUCAGCAAGAAUUUUACCUGCACAAACACUUACUUCGUUCGCUACGUAGUGAGGAUCAUGGAGCACUAUUCUGGUGCUGAUAUGAGUAUGCUAAAGAUUUACCUCCAAAUUGUCGUUAAAGGGAUAAGCGCCUUUCUGGACUUCUUCGUGAACCUGAUCAACAUUGGCAAGUUUAAUUUGAUGCUCUUCUGCUCCAAGAUGUUGCACCCCCUCACGCGCUUGCACGACUUUGAGAAUCUCUCCCCGGAGAUGAAAGCGGCGUACAAAGAGGGAGGGGGGCCCGCAGCGGAGCGGACAGUAGUGGACCAAACAGCCGCCAACCAAACAGAUGCGAACCAAACAGCCGCCAACCAAACAGCUUCGAACCAAACAGCCGCCAACCAAACAGCUUCGAACCAAACAGCCGCCAACCAAACAGAUGCGAACCAAACAGCCGCUGAACCACACAGUGGUGAUGUAGCCCCUCCGAAUGGAGAGAACAAAGCGAGCAAUCCGUUCCUCACUACCGGGAGCGCGCAAAGUCACAGUAACGGCGCAGGUGGAGAGGCCAAUUUAUUAACGCCCCAGCUCGAAGGACCAAACGAGUUACGUCAGAACAGUGUGGAAGUGGCCGUGUUGGAGAAUUCCCACGUGGGCGCAUUCCCCAGUUCGAGUGAAGUCAAGGGAAAAAAAAAACAUGACACUGCGCAGCUUAGCCAGAGUAACAACCAAGCCAAUGCUUGGAAGGAGAGUAAAAAAAGUGCUGACUUCCUUCCACCUGACGGAAGAGACACCAAGGAAGAAGAUUCUACCAUCUCCCCGCAAAAUGCAAAAUACAAAUCAGAACACACAUUCAAGUACAACGACAACUUCAUAUUCUCUCUGGACUAUUUCGACAUUGUCAACACGAUAAGAUCAGUGAAGUGCGACAUAGCCGAAAACAUAUUCAUGUGGCUGACCUACAUUAACAGUACAAGUGCUAAAAUUAGCAACCUGGGGAAGAAUAACAUAUACAUAAAUUUUAACAACAAUAUAAUAUACACUCUGUUGAGGAUCAUUUUAAAAUUUAUUCAUCACUCGAUUGAAGUGGAACCCAAAAUGCUCGAUUUCUGGGCGAAGGAAAAAUGCAAAGAUAAAAAAAACAUGGGUGGCAAGGAGAAGGAUAAGGACAAGGAAAAAGAUAAGGACGCCUUUAACUACCCCCAUGUGAACAUUUUGGAGGGAUGGGGUCUAAUGGGCUUUGACGAAAAAACGAUUUAUAACUGCCUUAAUUAUUCCGGUACCACGGACCUUGAUUGUACGUUGAAUUAUUUGGAUAAGACCAAGCAGAACGAAUUCUUCCUCAGCAUAGAAAAGGAGAAACUUCUUGCAGAGAGAAAGAACAACGUGGGUAGGAGACCCCCCUACUAUGACUUUGGCUACAACAGCAGUGAUGAAAAUUCGAUAUCGGCUGACAGAAGGGUCGACAUCCGAUUGGGGGCAAACGAGAAUGCCAGCGAGGAGGAAAUCACUGACGCGGUGCAGGUUGCUGCAGAGAGGAACUACCCCAUCGAUGGGAGCAACGCUACUGGGGGUGGCCAUCACGUGGAUGUAAACACUACCCCACCGCCGCCCCUCCUGAGUGAUGCCCCCAAAAAUGGAAAAGAAAAGGAGAAUAUCUUCUACAAAGAUGACAAGUACCUGUUGGAGAAAUUCCCCUUCAUGUUCGAAAUUUUGAAAGAAGCAAAGGCAAAGUCAACACAUGCAAGGGUAUACUACUACCAAACGAUUAUGGAUCCAAACAGCAAGAAAAAUAUGAUAUUAUACCUGCAGUACUACUUAAAGUUACUAAAGAGAAGUCUCUUGCGUACAUAUGAAGAGAAAAAUGAUAUCAAGCAAUUUUGGGAUGAAGAAAAAUAUCUGCUCCUUAGGCAACUCAUUUAUAAGUACAUUUUCAAUAUGCUCAUAAAUAUCAUGAUAACCAUCCCGUUUAAUGAAGGGGGUUACACCAAUCUUUUCCUCAGCUUCCUCCUCAUCGACAUUGACAAGAAGAGUGUCAAACUGUUCCUGGACCAGUAUAGAAAAACCAUUCACGACAAAAACACCAACAAGAGUCGUAUAUUCAACCAUCAAGAUGUGAAGAUUAUCAUUCUGUAUUACUUUCUUGAGAAUAUUUCGAAGAAAAUUAAAACCCUGAAGAAUGAUGAUGCCUUCCCCAUAGAACCCUUCUACCAUUGCCACCACCAGUUCAUGUACUUCAAUAAGAGGAAGAAUAAAAACGUGAAGAAUGGCGAUGAAGGGGGGAUAAAAACGGACAAAAAGGACAACAAAAAUGGGAAUAAAAACAAAUUCGUGCAGAACAGAAAUGGCCUCCCAAACGACGGCGGUGGAGUGAUCCCCAUUUUGCCUCAAAGCGCGGACGCAACGGGACACCCCUUUGGAGAUCCCAACGCGGAGGCAAAUGCGGGAAACACCACCGAUGUUGGCAACGUUAUCAGCAAUAGUACGAUCAGCGGAGCUGUGGCUGGAAUGGGGGAUGCCGUCACCAUGGGUAGUGACCGCGGCCAUGAUGCCCGCCAAGCGGGAAACGAAGCACGCCAGGCAGGAAGCAGCACUGCCGGAAUGACACCAAACGUCGCGCAUAACAUCCCGCAUAACAUCCCGACGAAUGGUGGUCCCUCCGGGGGAAACGCACUGAACACCAUGCGAAACAUGUUGAUGACCACCACGCUACCUAACAGUAGAACCAACAACGCGAUGAGCAGUGCGAACAAUCGCAGUAGAGGAGCAAACCCAAUGAAUGAAUUCUUGGAAGAGUACCAACUGAACAAUAACUACGACAUUAGCAACCACAGCGAUGACAACAUGACUACGCCAUUAUACCCAGGCAGCAACGCAGUGGAGGAAAAAAAUUCAGUCAUAAAUAACAACAAAAAGAGCAGUAAGGAGAAUACUAACCAAGAGGCUGAGCUCGCGGAAUAUUCGAAUGAUCCCAAAAGUUGUAUCUACAGAACCAAGUAUAUUAAAGGAGACAUAGAUGUUAUAUAUGAGUCGCAAAGAGACAUGGAAAUAUACUCCUACCACUUUUGUCUGUACAUGCUUUUUUUCACCCUUUGCAACAUUAUCGAUAAGUAUACGAUAGCGAGAAAUUUGAUUUUGCACAUAGAUAGGAACAUCCUGGACUACUGCAUUUUCUUUUUACACAAAUUUAACCUGGCGUACGUGAAGAACCUGGAAGCGAAUGUUAACUACUUCCUAACGGAGAGCAAAUCCCAAUCGUGUUUAGCAAUUUCCGCCUCGAUUGAUGAACCGAUGUUUUCAAAUGCCCAUGGGGGGGGGAGCUUCUUCCCCAGUGGGGAUUACGCAGCCGUGACGAAUGAGAACGAUGCGGGGAAGAGAAAUCAAGAAAAGAAUAAAAGGAAGAGGAAAUUUAACAAAAUUGUGGCAGCAAGUAGGACUGCCCCCAACACGAAUGAUCAGCUGAACGGGGUAACCAAUGUCGACCCGUGUGAUCAAGGGGUCAUUUUGACUGGGCUCCUCCACCCCUCCCUUUCAAGUGCACAUGGCAACAGUUUUGACGACCCCCCCAGGGAGGAUGCCAAUGACUAUGCACAAAAUGGGAGCCAUAAAAAGUAUGCUCCUCACCUUUGCGACGCGAGGGAUAGUCAUUACAUGCAUCCAGCGUGUGGUGCUGCUGACUUUGCCAACAUGAGUGGAACAUCCCAAGUGGAGCAAGUUAACAACAAGGCACUGCUCCUAUCAGCGCAGGGCCAAACGACAGGGAAUAAUAACUUUCAAAUGCAGAAGAGCCAGACGAACGAGACUGAGCUUAACCAGAAGGAACAGAAAAUAAUAAACCACAUGUACAACAAAGGAUUGGUCAUAAAUAAAAACAUCAAAACGUAUAGCAUGCUGAUUCCGUACUGGAACUUAGCCGACACAGAUAUUUCCGAGGUUAACCAAAAAACGGCCAUCAAUUAUUCCCUACAAGAAAGUGAGGAAAACAAAUACAUCCCGCUGUACUCCAAGCCGCCGUGCUUCUACGCCCCCUUGUUCAUGUGUCUGUACAAAAUUAUCAUUAACUACUCUUUGUACAAUUUUAACGACAAGAGUAGUAAAAAGGUAAUCAAGAAACAUAAGGAGGAAAAAACGAAUGACGAUAAGUACGGCACCAGUUUGGUCAAAAAUGUACCGACGAACAAAAUGGAGAAGGGAACCUCGCAGAGUGAGAAGAAAAAUCUCAGCAACCAUGUGGCAGCAAACAUCAACACAGCAACUGCGCAAAUCGCUCAACCGGUACAGACGAUUACAGAAAACAUUCGAUUUAUGUCAUCGGAAAAACAACACAACAUCAUAAAGAUAUGCAUCGACACGUUGUAUUUUUUCAAGGGCUACAACGCACAACUGUGUAUGAGUAUUUUACAGAUAAUUGAAUAUUUGACUACCACGUACAGCAACGUCAUUUUCUUCAUUUCGUAUGCGCCGCCAAAUGUGUAUAGGAACUUUAGGAUGGUGUUCCAACUGGAGGAAAGGAAGAUGGAAAGGAUCCGAGAAGGAGGCAACAACCUGAUUCAUGAUAGAGGCAGCGCGAACGGAAGGCCCAACACAACAGGGGAGAAUCCUAACGUGGAAUUAUUUCCCAGCAGAGCAGAUGAUCUUUCUCGAGGGGACCUACACAAAAGAGAGACCAUCAUCAAUGGCGGAAGCGUUAUGGAACUCCCCCUUAGAGAUAGAAGUAGUAGCGGAAUGUGUUGUCCCCCCAAUGUUACAAGCAGUGAGCAGCACGACUAUGUCGGCCCCUUCGAGCAGAAAUGCGACCCCCAUUUUGACCUGAACGAGUUAAUCCUAAAUAACAUCAGCAGAAGCGGACUCGGAAUUCUCCUAACCAUUUCGAAACAAGCAAAAUUUAAGGACAUGCUGAUCAUCCUGAUAAACAUCCUCAUCCAGUGCUUCACCGACAAUUAUGUCAUCGCCAACCGAAUUGAAUAUAGUCUCAAGUCAUACUUCCUCCACCACGGGAUCCCAGUCAAGUGCUUUAUGAGAAAGGAUGACUUGAAGUUCAUAGAGGAUGCCAAAUUUUCCAAUGCAUUAGGUGUAUCGCUGAAUGAAUUGAAUGAGGCAUUAUAUCCAUUCAUCUUUAAGAACCCCCAAAUGUAUGAAGAAAUUCUGAGUUGUUUGUGUUUCUUUCCGAACCUGAAAUAUGUGAAAAAGGAUGAAGCGAGUGAUGUACAGCAUCAGGCGGUUGGUGCGCACAGCGUAGGAGGGUUGACGAGCGAACAAACCAAGGAGAAAAGGAACGGGGGAAAUCUCCACAGAGUUGCGUUUAAUGGGGCGGAAAUUGCAAAAGGGACGAAAACCGAUAGGGCAAAAAAGGGGAAGAAUGGCGGGAAGGACUACGGGAAGGACCACGACCAAGAAGGGCGAAGUUCUUUCCAAAGUACCACGAGCAACGACGCGCUAAGUGGCGCCACCGGAAAAGACCUACACGAUGGCGCAACCCAGUUGAGAAGGAAGAAGAGCAAGUGGCUAAAAGAGAGCAGUGCGCAGCAAGCGGAGGCUCCCAAUAGCGACGGAAUCGGCGCAGACAAGUUCUACCUGAAUCUGCUGCCCAUACCGGAGCACAUCAAAUCGAUUUACAUGCUCUCCGAAACGGCCAACAGCACCAAGUAUCUGAGGAAGUAUUUUCUGAAGAACAAUUUUUACAAUUUCUACAUUCUGGCGAUUCUGCUGGAUUUCCUAAACCUGUUCACUAUCAUACAAAGCAAAACGCGGUUAGUAAAGCUUAGCGAAAAAGAGGAAAGGCUACAGUUUAAUAAGAAGCUAAUGGAGAUAUAUGGAACGCAUGCCGACUUUGACACCGAACUGGAUUACAAGGUCAUGUACCCCUUCGCACUGACGGCAGAUAAUAUGCUCUUUAUUGUCAACUUAAUUUUUAAAACAUUCAAACAUUUGAUUGUCUAUUUGGUAAAGAUCCCCAAUUCUUUUAACUCCAAAAUUAUGAAGACCUUUUUUCUGAAUGAUUAUGAUGAGCUUGUUCCCCGUUGUAAGGGGGACGCUGUGCAAUACAAUGCCGCGUCGGUUGGUAUUCAUUCUUUCCAGGUUAACACUACAUCGGGCAGAGAAGCAAAACUGUGUAGCACUGUGUUAGUGGCAUCUGGAAUGAAUCAAGGCUCUUCUAUUCGAAGUAAAACUAGCACGGAUGUUUUUUCUACCAUCUGUGGGGCAAUUUUCCCUCCAAAUGGCAACCACAACAGUCACGGUGGCGACGAUUUGAACUCCCUCAUAAAGGGGACCCAGGAAGAGGCCGCAACCACCUCCUGCGGCGAUAACCAAGUAGUAGUGCAAAGCGAAACUGUGAUGCACAAAAUGGCCAAACCGGAUUUUUCCUCCAAUAAUGCCUAUACUUAUCGAGAAAUGUCUGAGUUUUAUUUACAAAAUUAUAUGCAGUACUAUGUCCUCUUCGAUUUAUCCAAGCUCACGUUUAGGAGCUGCUUGUUCCCUCUUCUGCUGGAAAGGGGGGCAUCCCAGGCGGGGCGCAACGGCAGCAAGGAGAAGGGGAAGGACAGAGGAAAGGACAAGGUGACAGAGAGGGAGAGCGAGAAGUACAUCGAAAGGGAGAAGCUGCUUGCAGGCCAUCUUCUCAGCGGGAACCUCCCCAGAAACCUCGUGUUUACACCCCUGCUGAUAUUUUUGUUUAAACGGAUAUUACCCCAAUUUAUAUGCCUCAGCCACCCGAGCAUCCACACCACAUACUCGCCCAAAAAAUUGGAGGAAAAAUCGAAGUCCACGGAUUACCAUUAUCAGUCUCUCUUAAACAGCAACGAAUUUAAAAAUGUGAAUUAUGUUAAACAUAUUGUCAAUUUUGUUCAGCUCAUUUUUGAUAUUCACUCCUCCAGCUACGAUAUACAUAAGAAAGUGGUGCAAGAGAUUAUGCACCUCCUGAAGGUGUACAGCAUUUUUCAGAAACGGAAGGAACAAUACACCUCUGGGAAAGCAUCAACCAAUUGGCACAACAACGUGUUCGGCACGCUCAUCGAUGUAUUCUCCUACGCUGUAAGUGCUCUGCUGUACAAGCUGGUCAACGAGGAACAAAAUAUCAAGAUAGAGAACAGCCACCUCCUGGAGGAGAAGCACCUGCUCGGCAGUGGCAAGUAUAUUUCCAAGGUGUUGGAGUUUGCACAGAAGGGCGAUGAGGAGCACGACGCCAGGAACAAUGGAGGCGGUCCCAACCGCAACGACAGCGAUGAGGGUGACGACAGUCGGGGCGGGAGCGGCGUGAACGGGGGAAGUGGAAAUGAGGGAAAUCACCACGGAGGAAACGACAGAGGUGGUAAUCCAAGCGGUGGUAAUAACACUGGUGAUGAUAACAACGGAGGCAAUCACAACGGUGGUAAUAACAAUGGUGAUAAUAACAACGGCGGCAAUCACAACGGAGGCAAUCACAACGGUGGUAAUAACAAUGGUGAUAAUAACAACGGCGGCAAUCACAACGGAGGCAAUCACAACGGCGGCAAUCACAACGGCGGCAAUCACAACGGCGGCAACCCCAACGGAGGCAACCCCAACGGAGGCAACCCCAACGGAGGCAACCCCAACGGAGGCAACCCCAACGGAGGCAAUCAAAACGGAGGCAAUCACAACGGAGGCAACCCCAACGGAGGCAACCCCAACGGAGGCAACCCCAACGGAGGCAACCCCAACGGAGGCAAUCAAAACGGAGGCAAUCACAACGGAGGCAACCCCAACGGCGACGGCCGCGACGAUGAGGAGAAGGCCGAGAAGAAGGAGGAUAGCAAUAAAGUGUUCACAUAUAGCAGGGAGCAGCUGGCCCUCUUCCGCAUGGCGCUGUGCAGCUUGCUGAACAAGCUGGACUACACGAAGGAAGACUUCGCCAACACAGCCACGUCCAUCAUUCGCUGCCUCUCCGUCCUGACAUCCGCACCUAUUCUGGGUUACCCGAUAAAAACGAAGAACAACAAACUGUACAUGCUAAAAUUGAACAAACUAAAUGAAAGGAAGGACAGAAAAAUUAAAAAAAUGAAGAGGAAUAAGAGAAGAAAAAAUAUGUCAUCUGUAACCUUUUUAAAUCCAUCUUAUGUGCGCUUCAGAUCAGACUCUAGUAACAACAAUUCGGCUGGCUCCGAUAUUCCCUACUCAGUUGACUCCGAUGUUUCCUACGAGGAACACUUCAUUUUUGACAAUGACGAUAGUAACGAUGAUGAUGACCUUAGAUAUGAAUAUGAGGAGGAGCUGGACGAUGAUUACGUUGACAUGGUUGAUGGUGAGGACAUGGAGGAGGAUGCUGAUGAUGCAGAUGACGAGGCGGACGAGAAUGUAGAGGAUGAGGCGGAUGACGAGGAGGAAGACCAGGAGGAAGACGAGGUAGAUGACGAAGGGGAAGACGAAGAGGACCCCGAUGAUGCAGAUGACGAGGAGAACGACGAGGUAGAUCACGAGGCGAAUGAUGAUGAUGAUGAAGAAGACGGGGCAGACCAAGCAGAUGCAGCAGCGCAUGGAGAGGAGCAAGAUGAUGAGGUGGUAGAACCGGACCAUGCAGAUGAUGUGGGCGAAGCAGAGGAGGACGUUGGCGAGGUGGACGAUAGACCACGAAGGAGGAGGAGCAGGGGAAGAAGAAGAAGAGUAAGAAGAAGAAGAAACGCAGAAUUGCGCAACAACAACAGCAGCAAUAACAACACGUUGAACAGUGCACAGAUGAAUACCGAGGAAAACAACGAAAACUCACUUAAUGAUGGGGCGGACGAAACGGAAGGGAACUACACCAAUGACGAGGUGGAGGAAGAGGAAGAAGAUAUAGAUGAUGAUGAGGAAGAAGACGUCGAAGAGGAUGAAGAGGAGGAUGAUGAGGACGACCUGGAGGAUGAUGAUGAUGAGGAGGAGGAGGAGGAGGACGACGACGACGACGACGAUGAUGAAGCCAUGGAAGAGGAAGAAGAAUACGACGAAAUAGACAUCGAGGAGGAGGAAGAAGAAGAGGAUGAUGGAGAGAGGAACGGAAACGAACAUGAUACUAAUAGAGGCCUACACGUACACGCCUACCUCGUGCAAGAUAGAGACGUCAUUAAUGAAGACAAUCUUUAUGAUCACUCCAACAAUUUGUUACUCCCCCACGAGGUUGACGAAAAUGAAGAGAACAUGUCACACAUGGGGGAUAACAACAAUAACAUCGUCUCGAACCUGGAAUUGGGUUCAGACAGUAGUAACGAUAUGGAUGAAGGGCAGGGGGUCCAUAGAAUUAGAGAAAUUGACGAAACGGAGGACUAUGAUGAGGAUGAUGAGAAUGACGAUGAGGAUGAUGAAGAUGACGAGGAUGACGAUGAUGACGAAGAUGAUGAGGAUGAAGACGACGAUGAUGAUGAUGACGAGGAUGACGACGAGGAUGACGAGGAUGACGACGAAGAGGAAGAAAUCGACGAAGAUGAGGAUGAAGAAGAAAUCAACAGAAAUAACAGCACCUUCCGAAUUAGCCAGACGGAUAAUAACGGCAGAGCAGCGAAUAACAACGCAGAUCUAAUCGACACAGAAAUGAACGUGAACAAUUCCCUUCUGACAUGUAAUGAAAAUCAACACGAAAUUUUAGAUAUCCUGAUGGAAGAGGAUGGCGUAUAUAAUAUUAAUGACGACGUAGAUGAGUAUAACGAUGACUACAUGGACGAUGGGGAAAAUAAUAACCGAGGUGCUAAUACCAAUGUUAACAUGGUGGGCAGUGCACAAAUGGGGGGUGACAACAACGUGGGAACCUCUUCCCCGAAUGUUAAUAGUGGUGAAGAUAAAAAUGGCUACCCGGAUGGAACUCACAGGGCCGAUGACAAAAAAAUUGGGCACGGCGAAGCAAUCCAUGAUGACGUAAUUGGCACCAGCCCCGAUGGGAUAACAAACAGUUUGAAUAUUCCCCAUGUGGAUUCCCCAUCGCAAGUGAAAAAGAGUGCCUAUGGACUGAACGGACCCAUCAGUACUAAUAUGACGAACGCACAGAAUACAGCGAAUUAUCCCAACGUGAUGACCUCCAAUUCGGAAGUGUCCACACAGAACAAAGGUGUUUAUAACGAAUUGCAAAAUGAACUGGAGAGUAACGGAAUUCAUGUGGGAAUAAAUAAUGGGGAAGAUGAAAAUGUUCUUUCUAAUAGUGUACCAAAUGAUAAUCUGAAUUCAAUACUUAACGUACGUUUGAACUCUGGCUUGCCAGUUACAGUUAGUGGUGCCCCGGGGGAGGAAACACUUUUCCCAGCGAACAUGAACCAAGUGACCCAUAAAAGCGUCAACGUUGUUGCAAACGGGAACAUAGUUAAAAGCGAAAUGAGCAACGUAGCUUCGAUUAAAGAACAAGAUGAUGUAGAAAAUGGAGGAGGAGCAGAUAAUAAUAAAUUCGGUGCUAGGAGCACAGCAGCUGCUAUUGUUAAGCAGGAACAAAACAGGAAGGGCUCACUCACAGUUGCGAAUGCUUCUACAAUAGAGAGCGGAAAGAAGAGCGAGUCAGCCGGUGCCUCUGAUAAAAUGCAGAGUUCUUCCAUGGAGGGAACCACAAGCAGGGCGAAUGUAAACGAAAAUGACAUUAACUUGAUAGAUUUGUACUACCAUUUUCACAACAGCAAUAACAGAGAUGUGAACACCCUGCUGGGAGAAAAUAACAGCAUUUUGUAUCUGAACGAAACGGGGACCAUUCACCCUGCCGCGGUGAAGAGUAGCGCGAGUGAUUUGUCGAGUGGGUUACCCUGUGGUUUUCCCACUGGUUUUCCUAGUGGUUUCCCCACUGGGCCUACUGUUGAUCAAAGCGACGGUGCUGGUGCGAGUGGCAUAGAUAUACCCCCAAGCGGGUUAGCCUCCAAUGGGAUACCCAUAAGUGCAGUUCCCCAAAACGAAAUUCCCCUAAAUGGCAUACCCCCAAGUGGAGUCCCCAUAAAUGACGUUCCCACAAACGACCUUCCCACAAACGACCUUCCUACAAACGAAACAAUCCCGAUGGGAUUGCCCCCCGUGGAUACCGCCCCGAUGGAGUUAAGCGAUCGGGAGCAAGGAACGCUUCUAAGCAACAGUAUGGAUAAUUACGGGCCUAUCAACUACACCCCAGCGAGCACUAACAUAUUUGCCCUAAUGGAUAAUCUCUGCUCCAAUUUGUUAACCCUAAAUAGAAGAAGAAACGAACGUUUGAACACUAUGCUGACCACAUCGGUGCACAUCCCAGACGGUGUAAGAAAUAACAGCAUUAACAUCCCCAUGGCAAUCAACGAAGAUUUCAACAUAAGCGGAGGCAUCUCAAAUGAGAACAGUGCAUAUGAUCACAGCAACAUGUUGCACGAAAGUGGUUGUACCUACUACCACCUAAAUCUAGACCGAGUUAAUAACUUCUAUUCCCCCCCGAUGUUUAAUAACUGCUCAAGUAUGAGAUCAAAUAACGCCGACAACAGAAAUAUGAACCAAACGAAUCACAACCUUCGAAAUUUGUUUAACAUUAUUAGAAACUACAACAUCAGCGAUAAUAAUAUUAACUACACGAGGAAUUCCAGUCCCACUCUGAAUGACUUGGGUAGGAGGAGCGAAUGCUCCCUGGACGAACUGAACAGUGCAAAUGUGAUGAACGCAGAGAUGAGAGAAGCCCAUGUGGCCGGUGUAUUCAGCGAGCGGGGCAGCAACGACGCCCCGAAUGUGGGCAAUUACCAGGGUGGAGGCAACAACGUGAGUGGAAGCCCCCCCUUCGAGGAUGGCCCUGACGCGCCGACCGAGAGGAACAACACCCAAGCGAGUAAAAUCAAAAGCGGGAACGCUAUCAAGGAAAAGAACGACGUAGCGAAAGAAGAGAAGUUUAGUCUUACCGACACCGUCCUCGAUAAUGAUAAGAAAUUAAAAAACAGCAUCUGCAACAUGAUGUACAAUAGAUUAUGCAAGGCCAUUCCCAAGGUUCAUAUAAAUUUACCCAUCGAAAAUUUACUGGAGGAAAAGAAAAAACUAAUUCAAAGCAUGCGCAAGAAGGUAGAAGAGAAGAAAGAACUUGAAAGCAAAAAGGAAACGCAAAAGGGCAAGGCAAGCAAACAGGAGCAAGCCAAAAAAAGUGAUCUCCAAAAAGGGGAAGUACCUUCGAAGGAGGAGGAGAAGCUGCAGGCGGAAGAAGAAAGGAACGACAUAACAGAGGAGGUGGAAAACCACGCCGAAAGCCAUGCCCAAGGGGAAGAUAAACAACCUGAUAACAACGCUGCUUGCCCCGACGCAGAUUCCACACCCAGUCAAAAUGCCCCAGUGCAGGUUGCACCAACUGGAACGGCCGACCAACCGUUUGAAGCCGUUUUGUAUGACGGAAGUUGCAGCCCCGAUGUUCCCAGCAGUGAUAUAAUGGGCGCAGAUCAGAACAACCCAACUGACCCGAACGAAGGAAACGAGCAGAAUGACAACACUGACCAAAGUGUCCCCAACGAGGAAGACUACAAAAAUAUUAACUACGAAGAAAUAUUCGACAAUGUGCUGAAAAUCGAAUCGCUGCUCAUAAUCUGCUGCGCCCUCGGCAUAAACGAAGGCCAGUUCUUCCAACUCCUAAACGUCGAUAGGUCCUUUCUCAUUGAACUACCAGAGAAUUUAAUCGACGAAAUUAUCGUACAGCAUUUGAAAAAUAUCACCCUCGUGAGUGUAAACGAACUUGCUCAGGAGAAUGUCCAAAACGAUAAAAAAAUUUCCAUAGAGCUGUACAAGAAGUAUCUUAAAUUUCAGGAGUUUUGCAGGACCUGCAGAGGCGACCAGCAACCGAGCAUCCAUAACGAAACUGCCGUCGCGCAGACUGAUCAGCCAAAUGGCAGCGGUAGUGAUCCCAAUGCAAGCGCGAUUACAACUGCACAUGUGGAAGGAAACGUCGCGUGUCACAACGACAAUGGUGCAUUAACCGAUCCGGUCGGAGAAACCGUCCAGGGAGUGCCAAAUAAUGAUGAGGUCACCGUUGAGGGGAAUGGCCUCCCGGUGUUGGAUGGCCCAAGCGGGGGAACUGCAACCAAUGUGGAAAAUGCGACCAACGUGGAAAGUUCCCUCCAUGGAGGAGCCUCCCCUCACGCGGAAAUCCCCACGAAAAGCGAAGGCGAAAAAAAUCUGCUCAUCUACAACAGCAUAAAGAAGAGCUACCUUGAAGCGCUGCCGUCGAGCGUUCGCGCAGAAAUCAAGAAGAGAAUAAUAGGAAACAGGAGCCAGCGAAACGAAACGCAAGACGAAACGAACAUUGCGUUUAUAGAUUCCUUGACGCCGGAGCUGAGGAGGGACGUGCUAUCCUCCGCCAGCUUAAGAUUCAUAAGAACGCUCACGGAUGAGAUGAUACAAGAGGCAAGAAAUUUAAGAUUUGUGGUGCUGAACAGUCGAUCGAAUUUGCUAAAUGGUAAUAAUCGACCCAGGCAGAACGCCGUCACCAACGCGGUCAGUGGCGCCAUCACCGAUAGGGGCAACACAGAUACGAGUGCUAACUUUAGAGGAAGCAGCGCAGGAAAUGCGAGCAGCUGGGGAGGAAUCACAAGUGGGCCCAACGGGAGCGGAAUGAAUGCGAACGAAAUUGGUGCAAACGAAGCCAAUGCAUUUGGCAUCACUGACAGCGUCAAUCACAGUAACAACAACGUCAGCGCCAGCGGCGCAUCCAGCGCCAACGGGCAAACGGAUAACGCCAAUGUGUCGGCCACCAGAUUAAACGCAAUCAGAAAUGUCAUUCAGGAGCGAAUAACGAACACUUUUUUGAGGAACUCCGUGUCGAACCUAAACAACCCGAGCAGCAGUCAAAACAGCAAUAACAACAGAAGCGGUAACAACAGGACUAACAACAGAAGCAGUAACAACAGGACUAACAACAGAAGCAGAAACAACAAUAACAGUAACAACGUUCCAAUAAUUAGCAGUGGCAAUAGCAGACAUGCACGAAACAACAGGACGCUGUUUAAUGUCCUUAGUAGAGCCAACGCCAACAACAGAAGGCGUCUGAAUGCUUCAUUGAGAAACUCGCUGACCUCACGGACACAGAGAAAUAACUUUAUCAGGAUAACAUACAACGAAAAUAACAAUCCCAUAAUUAUGAUUAAUACGGGGCAUGAAAACUAUGACAGUCUAACCGUUUCUCGUUUCUUGGAUCACUUUCUUGGUGGCCGAUCAUUGAACGGGGCAAUUUCUAACCUACCGCUAUCUGACAGCGCAAACAUGAGCGCCAGUUUUUCGCUCAUUCCGACGAAUCCAGGUGGUGAGAACAGCAAUGGGGAAGGCAGCAGUGGCAAUAACAAUGGCGGGAGCAGCGGCCUUGGCGGGAACAACGCGGGAAACAGUGGCAACAACGGUGGAAACAGUCAUCUGAAUGCAAGUCACCGCAGCGGAAAUAACCACACAGGUGGUAGCAGAAGCAACAGUAUGAACGAAACGAGGCUGUUCCUUAGCCAGGAAAAUCGAUUGAAUAAUGUGGAUCCCAAUUUCAAUCUUCUCAAUGACGACAAGUGUGCAGAGAAGGAAGAUGAUAUAACGUUAAGUAAAUAUUUAAAAAAUUUAUUUCCAACGAAGAACAAAGCAGAUUCAGAGAACUCCAAAAGUAACGCCCUCUAUGUUUGUUUAGAAGAACCCGUAUCGUCACAGGCGCUGAUUGACAUUUGCAGAUUACUGUUUUUAAAAAAAGAAAUCAACAAAAAGAUCAUGUUCACCCUGUUUUGCAAUUUAACGUGUUCGUAUCAGAAGACUAAGAUUUGUGCUUUGCAAUUAUUUAUGAGCAUUUUAUGGUCAGCUUCUGUUGACUUGCAUGGAAAGAAUAAUGCCCCCCGAGUGGUAGCUCUGCGGCAGGUUCUUAAUUUUCCCCCGAGAAUGCUUUACCACAAUGUUAACAAGAAGAACUAUGGACUUUUUUCGGAUAACUACUUCACGACUGCGUAUGUGUCAGCGGAGAGGGUACUAGAACAAGUGCAGUCGCUACUUAUUACCAUCCCACACAUCACUUCGUUCUUCUCCAUGCUGCUGGUGCACCCCGCGUUUUUCGUGCCCAAGGAUAUCAUCGAGCAUAAAGUUGUGGGGCCGAAGAAGGGUGGAAAUGGCGAGUCGAGAAAAAGCCCAAGCAGUAAUGUCUCCGUGGAGGAUCCUCCAAAGGGGGAAUCUUCCCAAGUGCCUCCAGAAAUGACGCAAACUUUGGCGCGAAAAAAGGAAGAACCCGUGGCUGCGCUGCAGGUGACGACCCCUUUGCAAGGCAGUGCCAACAGGAUUAACGACGACGAGGCAGCCAUUCUGCAGUACGAACUGAAGAGGAAGCGACCCAAAAUGGACCAGAAAAACGGACCCCACGCGCUGACACUGAAAACAAAAAUAGAAAACUGCAAACAAGUGGAUAAGUCAAAAAAUGAGUACCCAAUUAACAUCCUAUUCAAGCUGCUGAAUUCGUUCAUAUAUUUAACCUCCAAAAAACUCAUGAGCCACCUCCUGUCCGUCAUUUUCAAUCUUCUAGUUAACUGCGGGAACAAGUGGCACACAUAUAGCAACUUCACUAAGUGGGUGUACACCGAAAAUUUGGAAGAGCUUCUAGAUGUCGAAAAUGCUAACAAUGAGGAGGAGGUAGGGGAUAAAAAGAACGAUGACACGAUCGGCAAAGAGGUGUGUAACAAAGACGCGAACAGAAACAACGCGAACAGCAACGAAGCCAACAACAACGCGGUUGUGUUAAACAACACGGGUGACAGCCGAAGUGGAAGAAGCAACAACGGCAAUAGGAGGAACACAGCGAGUAAAGGCAAAAAACAGAGGAAACACACUUGUCACUUGAAAGAGUUCUACCAAUCCUCAUCCAAAAUUAACAGAGAGCUACUAAUGAGCAUCCGAAAUAUACAGAAGAAUGAACCAGAUAGUGAUAGGAAGGAUUCUACGAAGAAGCCAUUUUACCUGCUAGAAGUCAUAUCAAUGGAUGCCCUAAGUAAUUUUAGCAAACUAAUCUGUAAUUACAAAACGAAUUUUCUCUGGAUCAACACAAAUAACAACAACAACAACAACACGAAUACAGCUUCUAACAAUAACCUCGAGCAAGUGCACAAGCAGGACAUUUCCUCACUAACGCAAAUUAUCGUCAUGUUCUUUUCGCAUUACAAGCUAAAGAAAUGGAAUAUUCAAACAUUGAAAUAUCAUACCCAUGUUUUAAUCAAAAGAAUCAUCUAUGACUUGAGAAAGAUUGUUCACUCCAUACACAACGAAACGUUUGAUGUUUACGCGGUUGAUCACUCGGAUAGUUUGGAACAGAAGCUAAUUGCAUUUUAUCGAGUCAUUACUAUUUUGUUUAAUGCUCCCUCUUUGAUUGACAAUCUGCUUAAUAGAAGUGAAGCCAGCAGAAAUUCCAGUGUCGAGGAGAUUAGCAUCCCCCCUUCUAAGAAUGUACUCGAUUUCAGUCCUGACAGCCCAACGUCUGCUGCUCCAAACGUGGGCAUAUCAAGUGGGGACGCCGCAGCGGGGAAUGAACAAGUUGGUCUCCAUGACAUGGCCACAGGUGCUGAGAAGGCCCCUCCUACUAACCUUCUAAUAAACGAUGCCACAGAAAGAAAAAACACAGACGAAGAAACCAAGUUCGACAUUUGUGCCGAUUUCUUCCUCUCCAUUAACAUCGACGAGCUCUGGGAAGAAUUCAACAAAGCCAUGCAAGUAAUCAAUAAUGCGCUCAUAGAUAAAAAUUACAAAUUUACACACAAUAGGAGCCAUAUGCAGUUCCCCUCAGAGGAAGGAAAAACGGAGCAGCAAAAUGGGACUAUGCUACUACUUCCAAAUACGCAUGGACAGGCCAACGAAGUAGGGGGAGGAGUAGCAGCAGGAGCGGAAGAAGGAGUAAUAUUACCCAACAAGUCCACCCCCUCCUGUACAAAUGCAAACAACAAACAAGGGGAAGCACCACUCGCAGGGGACAUAAACAAAUCGUUCUUCGACUUGGAUUCCUCCUCGAGCGAAACGUCAGAACAGGGGAAUCCCAAUUGGGUGACUCCAGCCAGGCCGCAAAAUGAAGAAGGACCACCCCUCCCACCCGAAGCAGCAGAAAACACUAGCCGCAUUGCACAGGAAAGGCCCCUCCAAAACGGAGAUAACAACGUGAACAGCAACCCAAUGGAAGAGAAAAAGAAAGAAACUGAGAAUGAUCCACCCCCGACCAUUUUAAACUACCUCCUACCACUGAUGGAGGCCUACCUCUUCAUAGAAGAAGUCAUCCUAGUAUCCCAAUAUAAGUUGAAAAAAUUUAAAGAUCUGGAAAAAAAAGUCGCCAACUUAAACAUCGAAAGUAUAAAAAUUAAUGAAAAAUUGGCAUAUGACGAUAGCCCCUUUUACAUUAGCAUAUAUCAUAAGAAGAAGCGGCCGAUGAGAGAUUCAACCGGGGGGGAUCUCAAAUUGGGAAAGUUCAACACUGGAAGCCGAGUCAAUAGCAACGUUUCCAACAAAACGAUGAAAAGGAAGAAGGAACUAAGUGCUUCGUCAGACGAGGAGUUGCAAAAGGAGGAAGAGCACCACAAACAACUCAAAAAGGAGGAAAUCAGUAUGACACAUUUGGCAGAAGCAAAGCCGGAUUCCAACACAGUCCAAUUUAACGAGCUGCCUAAUGACGAUGAUUCGAAGGUGCAACAAAGAAAAGGGGUCAUAAACAAAAGGGAAGAAAUGAUGGGAUACCUUGCAAAUGACGCAGAGGAGGAGAAGAAAGAAGGAGUUGUGAAAGAGCCGAAGAGGGAAGCCAAGUCUGGUGAAUUCCUCACGGGCGAAAAGGGCAGAGUUAGCAAUUCCCAAAAUGGUGACAACGCGGUGGAGACUCCGGGAAGUGGAACGUAUGACUUUGCCAAUCGCAGACCCGGCGCAGAGGAAGCGGCGCAACGUCAGGGUGGAGAACUCCGACACUACAUGGACGAGUACAAUGGGGAGGACGCGGAAGAGGAGAUGAUCAUGAUGCGUACGUUCGGCGAUGCCGCCAGUGACGAUAGAGAUCGUAGCGAUUAUCGCGAUGACAACGAUGAUGACGAUGAGUACAUACAGCUUAAGCUGGAGGACAACGAAGGAAGCAUCAACAGCCGCCACAAGAAGCUCAUCAAGUUUGUAUACAUAAACAGGAGAGUGAUCAACAGCCUGAUAAAGCAGACCCCGAUACUGCUGCACCACAACUUCAAGUCGCUCAUAAAGCUGACCUCGUCCUGCAUCAAUUUCGAAAACAAGAGGCAUUACUUAAGGAAGAAACUGAAACACCUCAAGUCAGGGGUGAGAACGGAACCAAUUCGUUUGAACAUAAGGAGAGAAAAGGUAUUCACCGAUUCGUAUUACCAACUGAGGAACAAAUCUGGGAACGAUUUAAAAGGAAAAUUAGUCGUUACUUUCAAAAAUGAGGAAGGAGUAGAUGCAGGGGGAUUGACUCGAGAGUGGUACUCCAUACUAGCCAAAGAAAUAUUCAAUCCCAAUUAUGCUUUAUUCUGCCGAGAAGGAAAGAAAAGCGAGUUUAACCAUCCAAACCCUCUGUCGUACAUUAACCCAGACCAUUUGCACUUCUUCAAAUUUGUGGGCAAAUUUAUCGCAAAGGCUAUUUAUGAUGGGCAAGUGAUAGAUGCCUAUUUUUGCAGGUCCUUUUAUAAGCACAUGCUUGGAAGGAAAAUCCUCCCAGCGGAUGCAGAAUCGGUGGACCCCGAGUUUUACAACAGUCUGAUCAAAAUUGCAGAGUACAAAUUGGAAGACCUAAAUUUGGAGAUCAAUUUUAGCACCGAAAUUGACGAGUUUGGAAAAACCAAAAUUAUCGACCUCAUCCCCAAUGGAAGAAAUAUCCCAGUGACUGAUGAAAAUAAACACAAGUACAUUGAGCUUCUAUGUGAGAUGAAAGUAACCAACAGUAUAAAGGAACAGUUAGAAGCUUUUAUGGAUGGUUUCAAGGAGCUAAUUCAACCCAAACUGAUCUCCAUUUUCGAUGACAAAGAGUUGGAAUUACUCAUUAGUGGUAUUCCCACUAUAGACCUAAACGACCUAAAAGAGAAUGUCGAAUACCACAAUUAUUCACCUAACUCGAUUCAAAUUAUUUGGUUAUGGGAUAUACUCCAAGAAUUUGAUGAAAAUAAAAAGGCUUCUUUCUUACAGUUCGUUACUGGAACGAGUAGAGUCCCCCUAGGUGGUUUUAAAAAUCUCAUGGGAAUGAGGGGUGCACAGAAGAUGAUUAUUUACAGGGCCUACGGCGAGGACCGCCUCCCCACUGCCCACACCUGCUUCAACCAACUGGACCUACCUGAGUAUUCCUCCAAGGAGUUGUUAAGAAGCAAAUUAAUCAGGGCCAUCAUGGAAGGAAAGGAGGGCUUCGGAUUUAUAUAA
This is a messenger RNA of Plasmodium inui San Antonio 1, 26049 nucleotides long. RefSeq names its product E3 ubiquitin-protein ligase HUWE1. The record is from RefSeq and is a predicted model, not a curated record. The transcript has 2 exons. Gene Ontology annotation, molecular function: ubiquitin-protein transferase activity. Bases 1 to 26049 code for a protein of 8682 amino acids. Lineage: Eukaryota; Apicomplexa; Aconoidasida; Haemosporida; Plasmodiidae. Gene Ontology annotation, biological process: proteasome-mediated ubiquitin-dependent protein catabolic process; positive regulation of protein catabolic process; protein polyubiquitination.